CUAACUAAUGAGAUUGUAAAAUACCCCGCUAAGUAAAACUGGUCGUUCAAUUCUAUCAAAGUUUAAAAAAAUGCCACCACCAAACAAUCAAACACCUGACGAUGCCGCAGCGUGACAUUUGCUUUAUUAGUUCUUAGCGUCGUAAACUUAACAAAAAUAGAAAACAGAUUUCAUUUCUUUACUUCAAGUCUCGACAACACUGUGAGCGAUGAAGCCCAAGAACUUUUUACUGACGUUCGUGUUUGCUGUUGUUUUACUUAGCAGAAACACACACUGCCAUGAUCAUCACCAUUUUCAUCAGGCCCACCACGAGCAAAUAAGACCAGGCCAUGAAUCAAACGAAGAUAAUAAUUUCGUAAAACGGCAGAACGGAGGAGAUCAAGCACCAAGCUCAGACGAAAGCUCAAGCGCUCCAUCUGUUCCAACGCCGGACGUGAAUAUUGAUGUUGGUGAGGUGAUGGUUGGUAGCGUCUCAGAAUCUUGCAAGGGUGCCCUCCUUGAACCUACCUUCGUCCUGACCAGUGCCACGUGUGUCUACCCCAAUCACACCGCUGAGCCGUUUGCAAACAUCUCCUUCUCUCUGGGAAAAGAAAUAAAACCUGUUAAAAGGGUGUUUCGCAAUCCUUACUGGUUUCUAACAGGAAAACGAGAUGAUAAUUUAGCGCUGUUGCAACUUGAGCAACCGAUGCCUCCUGUUAAUCAGAAAAACUUACUCUCAAUGUCAUGGAGUUCUUACGGUCUUGAAGAUCUUGGUGAUAGCUUUAUCGCCGACCCGGUGGCGACGAGCUGCGACACUGCCUCAAAUACUGCUCGUAAAGGUGACACCAUUCGUCAUAUGGAUGACAAAGUCAUCACAUUAUCUUGCUCAAAUAAGGGAAAAUUUGACGUCGGAAGUCCAAUAUAUCGGAUGGUGAAUGGUGCGCCUGUCAUCUAUGGGGUGUACUUUGGCCACUGUACCUCGGGCUCACUGGAUCGAGCAAUAUCGGGUUCGUGCGGAGCGCGCAUCUCGAAACAGGCCUUCCAAGAUUUUUGCCGCCAUGCCAUGACGGAGGGGGUGGAGUUGACGUCAUGUGAUAGCAAACUGCUGCAACGCACACAUGUGAACUUUCCAACGACAGUAUUUUCCCGAGAAACUUACGAUGCAAAGACUGAAAGAAACCACAAUCAUAAAGCUGUUGUCCUUGCAUAUCAUAGCUCUGCCUCUGACUAUUAUCAAAGUUUUGUGGAGGAUAUGGAGACGAUACAACGCCUAAAAUCAGUUUAUAAUCAAUUUGAAAUCGCAGUAGUUGACGUGAACAUUCUGCCUAUACAGAUCAAAGGUGUACCUUUUAUUGAAUACAGAACUGUUUCAAGCGAGACAUUUAUACCAUACAACGACAAAUACGAUUUUACAACGUUUCGAAACUUUAUGGACGUUUUUGGUAAAGUCGGUGCACCUCCUAUUGGUACAACAUCAUUCCUCCAGAGUCUUCACUUCGAUAAAAGAUCAGGAAUUCCGGAAACAAGUGAAGCUGGAAGUCACGAUGAGAAUGUUCUUCUGUUGAAAUCAGGCGUUAUUCUAAGUUCAACUGGUUCGAAAUUUGUGCCAGAUCCCUCACCAUGUCACGCGACCGCGGGAUAUUAUUUAGUGGAAGACAAGAAAUGCGCGUGUAUGCCAACACACUUUGGUAGUGGCAAUAACUGCGUAGCAUUACCGACCGUGUUGCAAGACCACUGCACCUAUAGGAUAGGCGGCACAGACAAUACCUAUAGCAAGAUUGUUGCAGACGCUGGUCAGGCAAAUUGGUGUAAUGACGUCAAGGGUAUUCGUGUCACAGUCACAGGCUCUAACCCGCCGACUGGUCUGACACCUGAAUUCUGCGCUAACGCAAUUGCUGAUAAGGUUGAGUGCUCCCAUAACAAUGACUUGAGAAUCGUCCAUGACAAACAUGCUGAAGGGAAAAAAAGUUAUGUCGGCAAACGCAGUACAGUUAACACCAAAUCAGCAUCCCCACCUCAAAGUUACCUUGAAAAUUUCGAGGGUAACACCCCACCCGGUCCCAUCACCCAUGCCCCUAACACCCACUACUACACUGUUAAAGGCGAAGGGGGUAUCGCAUCUGCAACUCCAUACUCUGUAUUAUUUGAUGGAAACAGAGGAAUACCGGUUUUUGUUGGUUAUAAAAUAAGCAAUGCAAACAUGAAGGCAAUUUCUAAUACCAAGAGCUGGCUGAGAAACAGAUGGACUAAGCUGACUGAAAGUUAUGUUCGGAUUGGAUCGAACAAGAUCUACCUCGACCGAAGCGACAAGAAAUACCCCGAGGGGGUGGAAGAAGGGCAGUUGAAUCCAAACCAAAUGCAUACAUACGCAGACGCCUCAAUGGACCUGACUUUCAACCAUAUCAAUGCGUUUCCCCAGUAUACAGAUUUCGCUCAAGGCGUGUGGAGGAAAUACCAAAACAAGAUUAUUUCCUAUGCUAAAGAUAUUUGCAGCGCCAAGGACGUUAGCGCAGUCUUCUAUGCCGUCAGCGGUGUGUCGGAUUACGAAUUGACUGGUGUACGGUCUAGCGCGUUCCUUAGACCAGCCACGUUCUGGCCGGUGGCCUACGAAGGAGCGGUCACACAACCAGACGGUAGCCCGGAACUGGAAAACGGGUUGGCCAAAUCUAUUAUACAACCGAAAUCAGCGUGGACAGUUGGUUGCUGUGCGUGGACAAAGGCUGGGGUUAAAAAUGCGCAAUCAGUCUCAUUCUGGGCAAAUAACAAGCCAAGAGGUGUUCCCAAGUAUGAGGUCCAACCUGACCUUUCUACCCUUCGUAAAGCACUGUUCCCUGGAAAGCAAUGCUUUAAGUUCUUCCCUGCUAAUUCGCUAUGCAACAGCGCUGAGAAUCACUUCACAAUGGAACCAUAACGAACCAUUUAGCAUACCAAGACUACUACAUCUAAUUUGAUCGCAAAUAUUACCUUAAGUUUACGCUUGUCAACGUGAACAGUAUUUAGUGGUUAUUACAGUUAAAAUUAA
Molecule: messenger RNA, 3001 nt
Organism: Dendronephthya gigantea
Lineage: Eukaryota; Metazoa; Cnidaria; Anthozoa; Malacalcyonacea; Nephtheidae
Exons: 13
Coding region: 209-2890 (893 amino acids)
Molecular function (GO): metal ion binding; hydrolase activity; nucleic acid binding
Source: RefSeq, a predicted model, not a curated record